Mytilus trossulus (common blue mussel) is the source of this 2472-nucleotide messenger RNA. Its product is annotated as proprotein convertase subtilisin/kexin type 4-like. The coding region runs from base 8 to 2212 and encodes 734 amino acids. Gene Ontology annotation, cellular component: trans-Golgi network; Golgi membrane. The transcript is spliced from 15 exons. Lineage: Eukaryota; Metazoa; Mollusca; Bivalvia; Mytilida; Mytilidae. The record is from RefSeq and is a predicted model, not a curated record. Gene Ontology annotation, molecular function: serine-type endopeptidase activity. Gene Ontology annotation, biological process: protein processing.
ACGUGAAAUGAAAUUAUAUGCAUUGAUACAGUUGAUAAUAUGUUUACAAUUUUACGACCUGAUUUUAUGUACAUUGAUACACGAACAAGAAUACUCUAAAAGAAUUACCUCUUCUAGUCUCCGUAGAGAACAAAUCGAUCAGUUAAAGUUUAUCCAUAACGUAGAGUACACCAGUCGUAUUAUAGUGAACACUACCAGAAUAGAGGGUUUUGUUGAACGGUUCAUUUUGAAUCAUACAGGAUAUUUAUUUCGCCGACGGUUUCAGAUUGGUGACAACUUCUACUAUAUAUUUGAUAUAGAUCGUGUGUCUAGAAAAGUUAACAAGCAAGUAGAAGACACAGGAAUAAGGAAGAUUCGACUUGAUACCGAGGUAGAGUUUAUCCAGCAGGAAGUACGUCAACCGAGAGUGCUGAAAACUGUCGAUCCGGAAUGGUAUAAACUAUGGCACUUGAAUGGUGAAAUCUCCCCUUCAAUGCAGAUAAAUGAAGCUUGGAAUUAUGGUUACACCGGACGUGGCAUAAAGAUUGCUGUCCUGGACGAUGGUGUACAGACUGAUCAUCUAGAUCUUGUUUCAAAUGUAGACACAGUAAACGACUAUGACUACGUAGAUGAUGAUUACAAUCCUAUGCCUCCAUAUGGAAGCAGUCAUGGAACAAAAGUUGCAGGACUCAUAGCAGCAGGAAAAGACAACAACGAGUGUAUUGUUGGUGUCGCACAUCAUUCUUCUAUAGUUGGCGUACGUUUACUUGGCAGUCGUGGAUUAACAGAUUCAGAGGAAGCACAAGCUCUCAAUCAUCAUAUAAAUGAAAUAGACAUAUACUCUAAUAGCUGGGGGCCUACAGAUGGUUACGGAUUUGGUGGACCUGGUACUCUUACAAAAGAAGCUCUUAAAGCAGGAGUUCAAAAUGGUAGGAAUGGUAAAGGCGUCAUAUUUACAUUUGCAUCUGGAAAUGGCAUGAUAGAUGACAAUUGUAAUGCUGAUGGAUACGUCAACAGUAUUUAUACUGUGGCUAUAACUAGCGUACAACUGGGACAAAAUGCAUGGUACUCUGAAGUAUGUGCUCCUGCUUUGGCUGCAACAUAUGGUGGUAGCGAGGAAGAUAGAUAUUUAACUACUACUUCGACUGCCGAUGAGUGUCUUACCAAUGGUACCCAGGGAACAUCGUUCUCAGCACCAAUAGCAUCUGGAAUAAUAGCUCUUGCUCUGCAAGCAAAUCCUAAUCUUACAUGGAGAGACGUGCAACAUUUGAUAGUGCUUACAUCAUCAAGGAAAGGAUUUAAUGACACUUAUUCUGACUGGUCAGUAAACGGAGCAAACAAGGAAUUUAGCCAAGUUCUUGGGUACGGUCUAAUGGAUGCGAAAACCAUGGUCAAUAAAGCUAAAUCCUGGACCACUGUUCCGGUACAACACAUGUUUACAACCCGUACUAGGUUCCCUUUUAUUUCUACCAGUUUGUUGUCGUCAGAUACAAUAACCUUUUCAGGGAGUGAUAGUGAAAUUCGUUUCUUAGAACACGUUACAGUUCAAAUAAAAUUCUCCUACAGUCGAUAUCGUGGUGUCACAGAACUAUAUCUAGUUUCUCCAAGCGAAACUGAAAGUAAUUUACUUCAUUUCCGGUAUGAAGAUGCCAUUAAAUACAAGAGCAGAGGAUCGUUAAUGUGGAGGUUCAUGUCAGUUCAUUUCUGGUGGGAAAACCCUGUUGGUAACUGGCGGCUUAAAGUUGGUUCAUAUAAGGGACUUUCUGUUGUAACCCUGGUUUCCUGGUCUAUAACAUUUUAUGGUACAUCACACAAUCCAAUAACACAAGAGCAAACAACAGUUCCAACAAAAGAGUCGAAAAAUACAAGCGAUCCAAAGGAUGUUUCAAAAACAACCAACUCAGCAUCAAUACUCACAUCAUUCACAGAACCGACAUCAACAAGCAAAGCAGCACAGUUUGUAACAGUCACAGCGUCAGAUAAACUUUCAACAGAAACAGCAACAAUCUCUAAUUGGACGACCUUAUCUACUAAGCCUACAACGCCAUCAAGAGGAAGUGACUUAUCUUUUUUAACUAGCGACAAUAAGCCAAUUAUCAUAGGAGGAUGUGUAGCAGGCCUCUUACUCUUAGGCGUGGUUCUUGUGUUCAUCGGAAGGAAAAUUAAUGUUGGGCGUAAAAAAGCUGUCGAUUCAACAACCCCAUCCACAAAACCUGCUGUGUUUACUGCUUGAAUAGGAACAGUCACAGAAAGAAAAAGUUAAAAUCCGACUAUAAUUUCAGGGUUUAACAGUAAUACAAUGCGCUGGCAUUAUUCGAUCUAUGCAGACAUUGUUAUAUAUGUUCAGAACUAUAUGAGUAUUUGGACCAUAUGGUCAUGACGAUAUAAUUAUAUCUCAUAUAGUCCAAUUCUAUGCGUAUAUUUUUAUCAGUUUUAAAUGAGCAGGAGAAGCAUUAAUAAAGCGGAAUGCUCAAGUAUCCAACAAUUGUAUUU